Messenger RNA from Culicoides brevitarsis, 970 nucleotides. Its product is annotated as collagenase-like. Lineage: Eukaryota; Metazoa; Arthropoda; Insecta; Diptera; Ceratopogonidae. Gene Ontology annotation, biological process: proteolysis. The record is from RefSeq and is a predicted model, not a curated record. Gene Ontology annotation, molecular function: serine-type endopeptidase activity. Bases 40 to 900 code for a protein of 286 amino acids. The transcript is spliced from 2 exons.
UCAUGUGCGAAUCCAGUUUUAGCUUUAAAACUAUCCAAAAUGUAUCGCUUAACUUUAAUAGUUUUGAGUUUCUUCGUUUUGACGAAUGCUCAAGAAGAUUUUUUCGAUGAUUACGAGGAAAAUCCCUCAUCAUUUCCUGUAACUCCAGAGCAAGCUCGUGCUUUUACCUCAUCUCGCAUCAUCGCUGGACAACCAGCGCAACUUGGUCAAUUUCCCCAUCAAGCAAGAAUUUUCAUCCAUGUCUCUCAAACAGCUCGAAGUAUUUGUGGCGGCUCAGUCAUAUCCGAUUCUGUCGUUUUAACUGCUGCUCAUUGUACUUACCAAAGCUCAAAAUUCGAAUUAGGAUUCGGAUCCGUUGAGUCUAACAAUCCCGGUGUUUCAAUGACAUCAACUCGCAAAGCCGAACAUCGUCGUUACAAUCCCUCAAAUCUCAAUAACGACAUUUGUUUGAUUUUUCUCCCGAGAUCGCUUUCGUUUUCAAACACCAUCAAACCAAUUGCUCUUCCACGUUACAGCCAGCAAAGCCAAUCGUUCGAAGGUGCAAGAGCCACAGUUUCGGGACAUGGAAAAACUUCGGAUUCCAGUUCAAGCUCGAAUCGUUUGAUGUUCACGAGUGUCCAGGUGAUCAAUAAUUCUCAAUGUGCUCGAACUUAUGGAUCAAGCGUUAUUCGGGACUUUACGUUGUGUGUCGUUGGUGCUGAUAACAAACGUCAAUCUUCGUGCCAAGGAGACUCUGGAGGUCCAUUGAUCACAAACUCGAAUGGAGAAAACAUUCAAAUUGGUGUCGUUUCGUUCGGAUCUGGAAAAGGUUGUGAGACAGGAGAUCCAGCUGGAUAUGUUCGUGUUACAAGUUACUUGGAUUGGAUUAAGCAAAAUUCGGGAGUUUCAGCUCGACCUUAAUUUUUGAGGUUAGAGAAAAAAUGAAUGAAAUUUAAUAAAGUUCUGAUACAAAAAAAAAUAUUAACUUUUG